GCUGCCAGGAAGAGGGGGGUGGACUGUGUGGUCGCUCCCUAUGAAGCCGACGCUCAGCUGGCAUUCCUGAAUAAAGCGGACAUUGCCCAGGCCAUCAUCACAGAGGAUUCGGACUUGCUAGCCUUUGGCUGUAAGAAGGUGAUUUUGAAGAUGGAUAAGCAGGGCAACGGUUUGGAGAUUGACCAGAACCACCUGGGCCGCUGCCGCCUCCUGGGGAACGUCUUCACAGAGGAAAAGUUCCGACAUAUGUGCAUCCUCUCGGGCUGUGACUACCUGGCCUCGAUCUACGGCAUCGGCCUGGGCAAGGCCUGCAAGCUCCUCAGGAUGGCCAACAACCCCGACAUCCUUAAGGUGAUUCAGAAGAUGGGCCAGUACCUGAAAAUGAGUAUAACUGUUCCAGAUGAAUAUUUGGAGGGAUUCGUCAAAGCCGACAACACCUUCCUCUACCAGCUGGUGUUUGACCCCAUUAACAGGAAGGUGACUCCGCUGAACCCCUAUCCAGCAGGCAUUGAUCCAGCCACCCUUGGCUACGCCGGGUUAAAUGUGGGGGAUAAAAAGGGUUUACAGAUGGCCCUGGGAAAUGUCGAUUUUCACACGUUAAAAAAGAUUGAUGACUUCGAUCCGGAUCGUACAUGUUUACAGCCUCCCAAACCUCGCAGUCGAAGUUGGAACGAUCGCCAAGACAAUAAGACACUCCAGCAGGCGAGUAUAUGGAGCAAACGGUACGUCCCAGGCCUUACCAACGCGCCCAGUGCCUCACCUGUCAGAGAGAAGCUUUCCCCCACCAAGGGGAAGGAACGAGUGGUCAGCGUGAAAGGCCUGAAACUCCCUCACAAAGAACCACAGGUCAAGAGACCCAGAGAAGACUCCAGUGUUUCAGAGGAUGACUUGCUGCAGCUGUACUCUUCCUCGGGCCAAAAAAGGCCACGCACCGAGAGCUCACCCCCCGCUAGAACCCCAGAGACCAGGGGCAACAUGGAGAACAAAGCUCCCGCUGGGAACACACCACGGAACCGGUUUGCCACAUUGCUGCAGAAGAGGAACCAAGCGGGGAGUGGAGCCGAAGAACCCCAGGGAACACUCAGCAGGUUCUUCCACAGCAACAGCAGCAGCAGCAGUACAGCAGCGGAGAGUGCGAGUGGUGCACCUCCAGCAGCGGACGACUCUUCUCCGGGGGGACCCACCGAGCAGUGCAGCCAGGUCUCAUCAGAGGGAUACUCCACGCCAAAGAGGGAAGCCGACGACGCGCCGCUGGUCUGUGAGGAGUCCUGCAGCCCGCCGGCUCCUCCCUCUGCCCGGCCAGCUAGUCAGGGCCUUGGGGUGUUCAGCUGGACAGGCAGCUCCUCCUGCCCCUCCUCCUCCUCCUCCUCCUCCUCCUCCUCCUCCUCCUCGCGUCAGCCCAGCACCCCGGCCCCGUCAGGCCUCGCUAUCCUGCAGCAGUUCCAGAGGAAGAAGGAGACCUGGGCCGGCUCAGUCCGGGGGCUGCAGGUCCAGCGCCAAACUUCCUGUGUGUCAGAUGAGGAAGAGGAGAGUGGGGACGUGCCUGAGAGGGUGAGGUCGCCCGACACGCCACCCUCUCAGGACAGCGCCUACUUCUCCCAGCCCAACAGCACCUAUGACAGCCUAGAGGAAACGCCCACGUCCUCCUUCACGCGGCUACUGGACGCCUCCACUCCCUCUGAGGAUGCGGCUUCUCACCGGAGCCCAGAAGGAAGCCCCACAAACACCUGCAGUCCAGAGCAGAUCAGGUCCACCCCCAUGAGGACAAAGGUGGCAGGCCUUCCCCGAGUACGUCCCUCUGAAGCGAGGAAAGGGGGUAAGAUCCGCACCUCGGCUCCGGCGCGGGCCAGCGGCCUACGCAAGAAGCCUGCAGGGCCUGGGAGGAGUUCUGGCAACGAUGAGAACCAGCCAGGCGUGCAGGCCACCAUCAGCGGCCUGUGGAAGAGCUUUGGAUUCAAGAAAGACACCACCAAGAUGGCUCCGUGCAAGAAAGGGGAGCCCAUGUCGCCAGUGAAGGAGAACGUGCCCCUCUAGCACUGGGAACAUCCACCUCACCUGUGGAGAGGCUUCUGGUCCAGCGGAAUGGAGCCUUUCUCUCCAAUGUGCUCUUUCAAGGGCUUCGUGCUGCCCAACUACUGUAAACAUACUAUGUAUGUCGAAGCUGAACAAAUGAAAUGUUAUUGGAUCUGACCUGUCCUUUUGAAGUGUUGUUUUUUUUAUGUAAAAUUAAUAAAAC
This is a messenger RNA of Clupea harengus (Atlantic herring), 2236 nucleotides long. RefSeq names its product exonuclease 1 (gene exo1). NCBI's taxonomy places the organism in Eukaryota, Metazoa, Chordata, Actinopteri, Clupeiformes, Clupeidae. The record is from RefSeq and is a predicted model, not a curated record. Gene Ontology annotation, cellular component: nucleus. The transcript has 10 exons. Gene Ontology annotation, biological process: mismatch repair; DNA recombination. The annotation marks the transcript as partial. Gene Ontology annotation, molecular function: 5'-3' DNA exonuclease activity; metal ion binding; 5'-flap endonuclease activity.